This is a messenger RNA of Penicillium mononematosum, 1818 nucleotides long. RefSeq lists its product as uncharacterized. The coding region runs from base 1 to 1818 and encodes 605 amino acids. NCBI's taxonomy places the organism in Eukaryota, Fungi, Ascomycota, Eurotiomycetes, Eurotiales, Aspergillaceae. Gene Ontology annotation, molecular function: NAD+ binding; oxidoreductase activity, acting on the CH-OH group of donors, NAD or NADP as acceptor. The transcript is spliced from 3 exons. Gene Ontology annotation, biological process: fatty acid metabolic process. The record is from RefSeq and is a predicted model, not a curated record.
AUGGUUCAAUAUCCAUGGUGUGAGUCAUCCGAUUACAAAAGUCGGCAUAUAGCUAUCAUCGGGGCUGGCGUGUUAGGACGCCGGAUCGCGACGUGUUGGGCAUGUGCGGGUUACAAUGUUUAUGUCUACGACCCCGACGCCGCACAAUGUCGUGAGGCGGUAAAUUACUUCGAUGAGAACAAAGCGACUUAUCAACGAUAUGUCUCUGUCAUCCCUGCGCAGGUCAUUCCUGCCGUGGAUUUGACACACGCUGUUUCGCACGCCUGGCUUGUGGUGGAAUGUGUGUCGGAGAGUCUUGAUCUCAAGCAGAAGGUGUUUUGUGACCUCGAGUCAGUUUGCACGCCAGAUUGCAUACUAUCCACAAACUCCUCCUCAUACAAAUCUUCUAUUAUCUCGGAGAAGACGAGGCAUGCCCGGAAUCGGAUCUUGAAUACGCAUUAUUUCAUGCCCCCGCAUGUGCGCAUCGUUGAGCUCAUGACCAAUGGGUGUACUGCACCCAAUAUCUUCCCAUUUCUGACGAAACGAAUGGAAGAAGCUGGCUUGAGCGUAUACGUCGCAAGGAAAGAAUCCACGGGGUUCAUUCACAACAGAGUAUGGGCCGCGAUCAAGCGAGAGCUGCUCAAGGUGGUGUCAGAAGGUGUAACAGAUCCGAAGACUGCAGAUGACAUCUUUUUCGAGGCAAUCGUCAAACCAGGCACGAGGCCAUUCGUAGCUAUGGACCUUGUCGGACUCGAUACGGUGGCCAUGAUCGAGCGUAAUUUUGCCGAGGAACGAAAUCUCUCAACUGUUCACACAGUUGACUUUCUGCAGAGAGAGUUCAUCGAGAAAGGCAAGCUCGGUUUGAAAAGCGACAAUGGCGGGUUUUAUCCACCAUCAACUGUGCCAACCAAACCAGGGCCACGAAUACUUGUAUUAGACAACGGGUUGUCUGGCCAAGUUGAGACGCUGGAGAAAGGGAAGGUACUAGAAUACACUUCUGCUGGUCAAUAUAUCCGGACGAUAUUUGACGAGCAGUACCUUCCGGAUGGCAUCGUUGUCCUCAAAGAAAAAGAGCAGAUGUUCUGGACAUGCAUGGGCUAUCCUGGUCAGAACGACGGCAUGAUAUACUCUGCCAACUUAGAUGGCAGUGAUGUGAGAUCACUCAUCGACAAGGGACGAAUCAAUACUCCGAAGCAAAUAGCGCUUGACUCGGUUGGUGGAAAGCUAUACUUUGCCGACCGUGAGGGUCUCUGUAUUUGGCGCUGCGGCCUGGACGGCAGCGGGCUCGAAAAGGUCAUCACGACCGUGAACAUGUCAGACAGUAAUGACGGGGACGCGACAAACUGGUGUGUUGGAAUCACCUUGUCGCGCAGCUUAGGCAGAAUUUUCUGGACGCAGAAAGGUGGACCUAAAGGCUGGCAAGGUCGCAUUUUUACCGCAAAUAUAGACAUACCAUCUGGUGAGACUCCUGACACCAGAUCAGACAAGGUCUGUCUUCUCAAGAACCUUGCCGAGCCUAUUGAUCUUGAAUUUCACGAGGAGUCGAGGAGCCUAUAUUGGACUGAUAGGGGAGAGAUGCCCUUUGGGAAUACACUGAAUCGGCUUCGGUUUUCCGAUAAUGGACAGGUCUUGGAGAUUGAUAACACGCCUCUGCUCAAUUACCAGAUCCUUGCAAGGAAGUUCCACGAGGCUAUCGGUCUGAAAAUCGAUGAGCAAAAUCAACACGUGUAUGUGGCGGAUUUGGGAGGGUCGAUCUGUAGGUGCAAUCUGGAUGGGAGCGAGAAAAUCAGACUGUUGUUCGAAGAGGGUCGAGCUUUUACUGGAAUUGCCUUGGUUUAG